Chaetomium fimeti is the source of this 2162-nucleotide messenger RNA. RefSeq names its product heterokaryon incompatibility protein-domain-containing protein. Lineage: Eukaryota; Fungi; Ascomycota; Sordariomycetes; Sordariales; Chaetomiaceae. Bases 6 to 2084 code for a protein of 692 amino acids. The record is from RefSeq and is a predicted model, not a curated record. The transcript has 2 exons.
AUUGUAUGCCUCCGUUCACUCUGACAACUACCUACCAACAGCGAUUAACACGGGUACCCCUGGCCUACACGAUGCCAAAGCGUGACCGCUUCAGAGACCUACUUUCUACCGUCCCCAGACCAUGGAAACAAAAGCAGGAGCGGCGGACACGGGGGGAUGAGGAAACGGAACCACCCCAGGAACUUGCCGCCAUCUGCGAGGAGUGCCGGAACUUGGAUCCUAACGACUCCGAAUUCAACGAUCUUUACGUGUGGUCGUCACCUCCGUCUGGAGAACCACCUUCUACCUGCCGGUUCUGCCAGUUUAUUUACGACGCUGUGACAGCAAUGGUCCCGUCUUUUGCUUCGGAGGCUCAGAUACAUGCGUCUGUUGAGUCGGUUCCGGCUCAGAACAGGAUCGACUUGAGAUUUGGUGGUCGCCUUGCAGUUCAUGUGUAUAACGCCCCCGCCCUUGUACCAGAUCGCCAGCGGCAGCCUCUCGCGGGCAAUACCAGAAAGGAAAACGAAUCUUUUGCGUUUGUUUUAGAGCAAAUCCAGAAUUGCAAACAGAAUCACGCCGUGUGUUCUCAGCGAAGUCCAACUUUCCAACCCACGCGACUCAUACAUUGCGCCGGCAAGACGGGAAGUCUACGACUUGUUGAACUUGAUCCUAUAACCGAGAUUUCAUGUCCUGUUGAAUAUGUGGCAUUGAGUUAUUGUUGGGGUGCUUCCGCCUCGUUCAAAACCACGCGCGAGAACAUCGAUCAACACAGGAAAGGAUUCGAGGUCUCUGAGUUACCAAAGUCACUCCAAGACGCUAUUGAGGUUGCAAAGAAACUCAAUGUUGAGUAUAUCUGGAUAGACGCAAUCUGCAUCGUCCAAGGCGACGCAGCUGAUUGGGAAAGGGAGUCCGGCAUGAUGGCUGAUGUGUACGGCAACGCAUGCGUGACCAUUGCGGCCCUAUCUGCUUCCUCCGUCGCGGAUGGGUUCCUUCAUCUAAAGAGAAAUCCUCUACAGAUUUCCCGCUCAUGGUCGGAUGACCACGGGGCCACAACCGCCUUGGUUGCGCAAGAAAAAGUACGAACUGGGCUACAUGUCUCGACAUUGCGCAACAAUUGGUCACCGACAAUGGGCACUCAACAGGGAGACUUUGACCCUGUACAAACAAGAGGUUGGUGUUUCCAGGAAGAAAUUCUCUCCAACCGUUACGUCGCCUUUUCCCGACAAGAAAUGCAAUGGUCAUGCAGGGCUACAUCCACCUGUCAGUGUGGCUCACUCGAUCAUGGCGAAAGCACGGGGCCCCUUCGUCAAGCACCAAGCAUACAAGACGACCCGUUCGGAUUCUGGGCAGAGAUGCUCCCAUUCUAUACCCAAAGGAACCUCUCGUAUCCCCAUGACAGACUCCCGGCCAUCUCGGGACUGGCACGGACGAUUCAACGGUGCACUUCAGCUGACUACGUUGCGGGGAUCUGGCUGCAAGACCUGAAGCGAAGUCUGAACUGGAAGCUCCAGGACGAUAUCAACACCUGUCCUUCCACUUACAGGGCACCGUCGUUCUCUUGGGCUUCUAUCGACAGCCCAAUCUUCAUGUAUACAACCUCCGACCUCCUCCCGGAUAUCGUGUCUGUUGUAAGCUGGGAUGUGGAGCCCAAGCGCCAGGACCCGUUCGGCGAGCUCAAGCAUGCGAGCCUCACGCUGAACGGGUUUGUCCACACAGCAACUCUGCGACACCGGUCAGAAACCUCAGAUGGAUUCGAGUUCCGCGUGAACAUCGCGAGCGAAGCAGCCGUCCUCGACGAUGACACGCACCUCGUCAAAUUCGAGACCAAAAGCUCAGACGGCACCGAGAUGUGGUCAGUACGUCGGUCGGACAAGGAGGUGAAACACGUCAAGGGCGAAUGGGGGCCUGGUGUGGCGGUACUGGCACUUUGUCUCGCAGUUAGCGAAAAGGCUGCCGAGUUUAUUAUCCUCGGGCAAAGCCCACAUGAUGCUACGAAGCUUGAGAGGAUUGGGUCCGCGAGAUUCACCGCCGUAACUCCUUCCUAUGUGGAUUUCGCCAACGAAGUGACUCGGGAUUGCUACAGACAAACUAUCACCUUGGUAUAACACGGUCCAGCAGUUCGGGAUGAAUAGAUGGCGGAUGAUCCAUGUUACGUUACCGGAUUAUUAAACGGGAACGAGCAA